Temnothorax curvispinosus is the source of this 564-nucleotide messenger RNA. RefSeq lists its product as uncharacterized. The coding region runs from base 1 to 564 and encodes 187 amino acids. Gene Ontology annotation, molecular function: nucleic acid binding. The transcript is spliced from 2 exons. The record is from RefSeq and is a predicted model, not a curated record. Lineage: Eukaryota; Metazoa; Arthropoda; Insecta; Hymenoptera; Formicidae.
AUGCAUCCGUACUCGCGUUUCAACGAAGGCUACCACAUACUCACCGUCAUCGAUGUGUUGAGCAAGCACGCCUGGGCCGUGCCGCUCAAGGGUAAAGGCGGCAACGAGACAGCUGACGCUAUUGCUGAGAUAAUUCGAGAUAGCGAGAGGUGCUCUAGUAACCUACAAACCGACAUGGGGAAGGAAUUUUACAACACCGACGUGGAACGUCUCGUGAAAAAAGGCAUCGGUCGUCGAGCGAUUCAAUCGCACGUUAAAAAACAACAUGUGAAAGAUUUUUACGCUCAACGAAAAUUACAAGUGGGUUACACGCCGGAUUGGACCACCAAGGUGUUUAAGAUCGUUAAAGUGCAGCAUACCAAUCCCGUAACUUACCUACUCGAGGACUAUCGUGGAAAAUCCGUCGCUGGAGCGUUCUACGAACACGAGUUGCAUCGCGCGACUUAUCCGGACGUGUAUUUCGUGGAGAAAAUAUUGCGCAGGAGGGGCGACGAGGUUUACGUGAAAUGGCUGGGAUUCGAUGGACCGCACAACUCUUGGAUACACAAGGACAAUGUUAUUUAA